AUGUCGCUCCUGCCUGAGGCCAUCUACAACACCUCGAGCCUGCGCACCCUGCGCCGGGCCGAGGAUGCGAAGCCAACCGAGGUGGCUGCGUCCUCCGUCACGGAGGGCUUCACGAAGGCCGUCGGCCGGGGGACGCACGGCGUCGCGGCGGCUCCCAUCGAGAUGUUCUCGUCGCAGUACUACGGCGCGUGUGCUCUGGGUGGCGUCGCUGCCUGCGGUUUCACGCACAUGGCCGUCACGCCGCUCGACGUCGUGAAGUGCAACAUGCAGAUCGACCCCAAGAAGUACUCCUCGAUCGGCAGCGGGUUCGGCACCGUCAUCAAGGAGCAGGGCGCGGCGGGGCUCCUCCGCGGGUGGGUGCCCACGCUGCUCGGGUACUCCGCGCAGGGCGCGUUCAAGUUCGCUGGUUACGAGUUCUUCAAGAAGUACUACAGCGAUCUGGUCGGCGAGGAGAACGCGAAGAAGUACCAGACGGCGGUGUUCCUGGCGGGUUCGGCGUCGGCGGAGUUCUUUGCCGACAUUGCGCUGUGCCCCUUCGAGGCCGUGAAGGUCAAGGUGCAGACCGUGCCGGGGUACGCCAAGGGCAUGAGCGACGGCAUGCCCAAGUUCGUCGCCGAGAACGGCGUCGGGGGGCUCUUCAAGGGCGUGGGCGCGCUCUGGGGCCGCCAGAUCCCCUAUACGAUGAUGAAGUUCGCGGCGUUCGAGAACGUCGUCCAGGCGCUGUACAAGUACGCGGUGCCGAAGCCGCGCUCGGAGUGCACCAAGGGCGAGCAGCUCGGCGUGUCGUUCGCCGCCGGGUACAUCGCCGGUGUCCUGUGCGCCAUCGUGUCGCAGCCCGCCGACAACAUGGUGUCCAAGCUCAACGCCGACAAGGACGCCACCGUCGGGUCCAUCGUCAAGGAGUUCGGCUGGACGAACCUGUUCCUGCGUGGUCUGCCCAUGCGUAUCGUCAUGAUCGGCACCCUCACCGGCGCGCAGUGGGGCAUCUACGAUGCCUUCAAGGUGGCCGUCGGCCUCCCCACCACGGGUGCCGCGCCCCCGCCGGCCCCCGCCAAGUGA
This is a messenger RNA of Pedinophyceae sp. YPF-701, 1059 nucleotides long. Lineage: Eukaryota; Viridiplantae; Chlorophyta; Pedinophyceae. The record is from the annotation of a GenBank genome assembly.